UGUUUGAACGUGAAAGCGAGGACUCGACGGAGGACAUCGGUGAAGUAGAGAGUGAGAGUGAAGGAUCAUCACGAUUAGCCAUGCCAGCUGAGCUAAUCACAGUGAGCUUGUUCCGUGACGUGCGGGAUGAGCCUUGGGGAUUUAACAUCACUGGUGGCAAGGCCUUUGAUGAGCCAUUGAGUAUAUCUCAUAUUCAUUCAAAAAGUAUCGCUGAGCGACUCGGAUUGAAAAUUGAAGACAUCUUGAUCAAGAUCAACGGGGAAGAGGCAGAGGGCUUUACCUAUGAAGACGCGUGUGAAGAAAUUGCCAAGGGCGAGGACUCCUUCGACAUGGUCAUUGAACGUUCCUGCACAGGAAGGAAAACCUCUUAUGAGAAGUCGUCCACGGCAUUCAGCAUUGUUUUGGGCCAGGGCAAAACUGAGGUUUUCCAGGACAGUGAGGCCUUCCUCACCAAUCGGGUUGAGAUGGAAAGGACAACCCACGCAGAAAUUAAGCUCAAUACUGUCGAAGAAUCCCAAGCAGAGGAGACCAGGGUCCCAGUGGAUGAGCCAGCAUGCAAUGAAGUGGUUCUUGGCCUACAAACAGAGGAUCGGGUAGACGACGCCAGGGUCCCUGUAGUCGAGCCCAUCUGCAAUGAAGUGAUUGUUGCCCAGCAAACCGAUCAAACGAUCCAUGAGGAUCCCCAGGUCUUGGCCAAGCGCCCAGACGAACGACCAGUCAUCCACUCUCAACAGAGUAUCAAGGAAGAUCCUAGAUACAAUGGACUUCCUCCAGGAGAUCGCAGAGCGGUGGGGUUCAAGGAUGUUCUGAAACCGACUUUGAGGAAAGAUUGGAACUGCCCUUGGGUCAAGCGAGAUGGCCAAGGUUUGAAGAGAGUGCUGCGAACCCAAUUUGCCACAGAGCCAGUGGUUGCACCUGUGGCCACUUCACAUUGUCAUUUCUACAGCGAGCCUCAUUCCAUUCUUGAUCCCGGAUUAUCAGAGAUAGAGGUCAAAGAGAUGCAGCAAAAAUUCUUUGAAGAGCAGCAAAGACUGAUCCAGAUGGAGCAAGAGAAGCGUGAACAAGAGAUUGCUGAAGCCGAAAGAAGACGCGAUGAAAUCCGUCAAAGGAUUGAAGAGGAAAAGAAAGCGGUAGCUGCCGCUAAAGAAGCCGAACAGAGGGAACAAGAGAGAAAGGCCAAGGAGUUGGAAGAGCAACUGGCAAGGGACCAAUCCAAAGAAGAGACCAAACACCAACAGCAAUCCAACCCUCCCAGUCAAGAGGAUUUAGAUAAUCAACUAGUGGCACAACUCGUUGGAGCAAUGCAGGCUAGUAUGGAAGAGAACGGCCAUUCCAAGGGUUAUGAACCCUCUCCAGAUGAAUUGAUUGAUGUACUCAAGAACCUGGAGAACCUUGCAGCGAGUAAUCCCGCCUUGUACAAAGCCAUUGUUGAUCAAAUCAAAGGAAACCAACCCAAACAGAAGCCAUUUCAAAAUGGUAUCAAUUUGGAUGAGGAGGAGCACCUUGAAGAGGAAUUAAGUGCUCCUCCGCCAAAAGAGAAGAUCGAGUUGGAAGAUCAACCAACCGUGGUUCACAAAGCUGAGCCCGUUAUGGAGGAAAAGCCACACGCUGAGGUGCCCCAAGAGCACCAAAAUGUAACCGUUCCAGAGAGGGAGCAAGUCCCUCCCUUUGAGCAGGAGCCUCUCCCGAAGGUCGAUCCGAUACCAGAGGGUCUACUGAAAGACCACAACGUGAACAAUAAUGUUUCAGGACGCCAAAACCAACCAGCUAAGGGUCGAAAACCAGAUGCUGUUAAUGGACAAGACGACAAUGGGUCAACGGGGCUUUACCCAAAGCCUAUGGAUGAUUAUGACUACCCUUGGGCGGGGUCCUUGAAACCUGUAUCGAAUGAAGUCUUCGCCAAGGAGCGCAAAAAGAAGAGAGAUGGAGACGACGAUCCUGGACCAUGUCCUUGGGCUGGAUCACUCCGUCCAGUGAGAGACAACAAGCGCAAUAAAAAUCAGAGAAGAAGCCGGCACGAAGACGAAUCAGACGGAAAAGCCCCUUGGGCGGGUUCCCUUCGGCAUGUUCACAAUCCACCUCAAAGCACGUUCCAUAAACUUCCUGUCACACAAUUCAAACGCUAUCCAGAUGAAGAUGCUCCCAAUCCUUAUCAAGGCCAUCGAAUCAACGAGCUACAAAGGAAGGAAGAGGAAGAGAGAUUGGAGCGAAUCACGAGCAAAAUUCGGGAACGAAAGACCGUUUCCAACUCGCUCUUAAAGGUGUUGAUGCCGAAAUUGCUCGCUGAGCAUAGUUCCAAAUAUGAACCCUUGGGCGAGGACGAAUCAAUGAGGAUAAUGCAGGAGAUUCUCGCCAUGAAGAUUGGCCUUCGUUCUGAUCAGAAUAUCGAGGACAACGAAGAGGCCGAGCAAAUGAUUAAGGCAAUCACUCACGGGGAGAUCUCCAAGGAUGUUUAUAGUCAGAUGGCCGAUGAUCUGGAGAACGCACAUCAAAAGCGAAAACAAGGACAAGACUCCAGUGUGAACAUCAACAAGAGCUCCAAGACAGUGGUGGGCAAUGCGUCCAAGCCUCAAAUUGAAAUGGAGGACGUCGAUUUGUAGGCUCUUUUUCAGGAGACUUGAUGAUGAUCAAUAUGUAUGCUUAAACACGAAUCCCUAAGUUUGACAAAUAAAAGAGCCCGGAAGAGCUUCUGACA
Molecule: messenger RNA, 2695 nt
Organism: Tigriopus californicus
Lineage: Eukaryota; Metazoa; Arthropoda; Copepoda; Harpacticoida; Harpacticidae
Product: trichohyalin-like
Exons: 18
Coding region: 81-2600 (839 amino acids)
Biological process (GO): maintenance of epithelial cell apical/basal polarity; neurotransmitter secretion; protein localization to basolateral plasma membrane
Cellular component (GO): synapse; cell-cell junction; basolateral plasma membrane
Molecular function (GO): protein binding
Source: RefSeq, a predicted model, not a curated record